Messenger RNA from Leptidea sinapis, 902 nucleotides. RefSeq lists its product as uncharacterized. The coding region runs from base 73 to 837 and encodes 254 amino acids. NCBI's taxonomy places the organism in Eukaryota, Metazoa, Arthropoda, Insecta, Lepidoptera, Pieridae. The record is from RefSeq and is a predicted model, not a curated record. The transcript has a single exon.
AUCAUAAUCAGUCUGUACCUGCGACGCUAGCGAUAUCUUGAUUUGAUUGUUCUACCGUCAACGAAGAGCACAAUGAGCUUAAAAAAUAAAGUUGCAAUAGUGACGGGCUCGAGUUCAGGGAUUGGGGCAGCAAUUGCAGUGAAGUUCAGCAGCGAAGGAGCCAAGGUUGUGCUCGUCGGUCGGAACCAAACCAAACUCAACGCAGUUGCGGUGAAGUGCAACGAUCCGCUCGUCGUCAGAGCCGAGUUGGCCAAUGAUGAUGACGUCAAACGUAUUCUCGACGAAACAAUACAGACGUUCGGCAAACUUGACAUUCUUGUGAACAACGCUGGAAUAUCCUUAUGUGGAAGUCUUUUCACUGGAGAUCUCAUGAGAUCCUUGGAUGAACUGUUCAAGAUUAACUUCCGAGCCAUUGUAUAUUUAACCAAGUUGGCAGCACCGUAUCUCAUACAAACAAAGGGAAAUAUUAUAAAUAUUUCCAGUAUCAGCGGACAGCGCGUUUGUCCAAUUCUCGGCUUGAUGAUGUACUCAUCGUUGAAGGCGGCAUUGGACCAUUUUUCCAAGCAUGCGGCGCUGGAGCUGUCCCCUCACGGAGUCAGGCUAAACGUGAUCAGUCCCGGACCAGUGAAGACUGAUAUAUUAAAAAAUACUGAUAAAUUGGAGAACACAAACACACAUCACAUAAGUUGGGAUGAAUUCGCGAGUACGACGGCGCUUCACAGAGUAUCAGAACCUGAGGAGAUCGCGGAAUUUGCCUUCUUCCUUAUCUCCGAAAACGCUAAAGGAAUAACUGGGUCGGUCGUCGUCCACGAUAAUGGAAAAAUUUUAAAGAAUUGAAGAAACAAUGAUAUGUAAUCGUAUAUUUGCUUUAUUGUGAAAUAAAUGUUAUUCAUAAAAAUGGA